Messenger RNA from Aspergillus nomiae NRRL 13137, 2733 nucleotides. RefSeq names its product endo-1,3-beta-glucanase Engl1. The coding region runs from base 1 to 2733 and encodes 910 amino acids. Gene Ontology annotation, cellular component: cell surface. The record is from RefSeq and is a predicted model, not a curated record. NCBI's taxonomy places the organism in Eukaryota, Fungi, Ascomycota, Eurotiomycetes, Eurotiales, Aspergillaceae. Gene Ontology annotation, molecular function: endo-1,3(4)-beta-glucanase activity; glucan endo-1,3-beta-D-glucosidase activity. The transcript has 6 exons.
AUGCAGUCAAGAUCUAGAUGGCAGUCUGCGUUCAUACUAACCGGGCUACUUGUUGCAGAAACGGUACAUUCAGCCCCAACAUCUACGCAGGAAGCGACCACUUCCUUCAAAACCCAGUAUCCUCCUUCUGCUGCGAACGCCAGGUUACUGGUGGCUGAGACGCAAGGUUACUACCCAACCAUCCUUGAACGAGAAGGCCAUCAAUUACAGAAGCCUACUCCUGACCCAAAGGAGGACCCCUAUAGAUUCGGCGGUUUUCUCAACAACGUAUAUAACCCUGUCUCGUUGUUAGACGAUCUACUUCCCGGCAUAUUACCAGCUACUUCAGAAAAGCCGGCUACGUCUCCAGUAGCUACGCCUGCACCAUCUGCCCCAUUACAUUCGCAGGAAACAAUAAACGGGCCUGCGGAGACCACUCCAUCGCCUACCACCGCUCCAAAUUCCAUCUCAGUUCCCGUAUCUACGAGUUCGAGUAGUACAAGUAGCGUCGUGAGUCAGCCAGCUAAGACUCAAGAUACUUCUACGCCCAUUGAGCCAAGUCCAUCAACCAGCACAAGCAUGCCGACAAUGGUCAACGGUCAAGAUGUGUUUGUGCCAGUAUCUACCGGCCCGAUUCCCGGAACCGUGAAGUCCCGGAAUGACCACCCAGUUCCUAGGGCGUCCAUAAUGAACAACACGGACCCGAUUGAAACAAAUAAGUUCUAUGCUGGAUUGUUCCUAGGGACUCAAACCAAUACAACCUUCACCCAUCCAUAUGGGAUUGCGUGGGCAAAGGGGAACGGAAAUGCGAAAAGCUACGGCAUAGCUAUCUCACAUAUUGAGGUAGACAAGCUUGCUUUGGGGCCAAAGAAUGACAAGAUACCAGGCAGCCCAGUUCAGUACUAUGUGAACCCUAUUGGUAUCCAGUCGAUUAUAUUAUCGGCAACGGAAUUAAAGGACUCUACCGUGCUUAUGACAGAGAACCCGCUGCCAUUCUCGGCGAACGCUGUCUUGCAACCCCAAAGUGGAUCCUCCGAAAGGAUCACCUUUCCCGUGGUACAGGGCAUGGGGUUUGUCACCGGGAUAUAUUCAAACCUUCAGCCCGUCAUUCAGAGCAGCGUUUUCUUCAGCAAAGUGGUCUCUGCUGGCUCUCCACGGGCUGGUAUUUUCAAAUAUACCGUGGACCUUGCAGAUGGGACCCAGUGGCUUCUUUACCUAACCCCAGAUGAUGGUAAAGAUCCCAAUCUCCAUCUGGAGUCCACUACCAACCUGCGUGGGCCUCCUGGUUGGUCAGGAACAGUGCAGGUGGCCAAGAACCCAUCAGGUACCUUGGGAGAGAAACUAUUCGACAAUUCGUCUGGUGUCUAUGCCACACAAGGUUGGGUGAAAGGUGCUGUAUCUGGUGAGACGGGCACAUACAGCCUCACCUGGGGGAAGGAGGGCAAAGAUAAAGGCGGCACCCCAUUGAUGAUGUAUGCUCUGCCACACCACGUGGAAUCAUUUGACAAAACUACCCAUGACCGCCUGACUAAUAUUACGAUGCGCACGACCACGAAGGGCAAUGCAACCGCGGUGAUCGGAGAAUCUUGGUCAAUGGUGGAACAGAACCUACCUGUUGGUAUGGGACUCGCACCGUGGUCUGUGUCCGCAGGCAGCGUCGACACAAUUUCUCCGGCGGCCCAAAAAGUCAUCAUAGAUGUGGCACCAACAGAGCUCCAGCAGGACGUCGGCAAUCAGUCCAACUUGAAUAGCAUGUACUUCAGCGGUAAAGCUCUCAGCAAAUUCGCUACGCUCGUAUACGCCGUGGACAAAUUGGGUGGCAAGCCCGACCUUGCAGCCCCUGCUCUGAAGGACUUGAAGACGGCCUUCGCUCGGUUUAUUGAUAACAAGCAGCAGUUUCCCCUGGUGUACGACAAUGUAUGGAAGGGAGUAGUGUCUUCUGCUAGUUAUGACGGUGGUGAUUCUGGUGCGGAUUUUGGAAACACAUAUUACAAUGACCACCAUUUUCACUACGGCUAUUUCAUCCAUGCCGCUGCAAUUAUUGGGUCCCUUGAUCCAUCUUGGAUCCAAGGCAACAAAGAUUGGGUCAAUAUGCUUGUCCGUGAUGCAGGGAAUGCCGCUACCAAUGAUCCCCUUUUCCCCUUUUCUCGUGGAUUCGACUGGUUCCAUGGUCAUUCAUGGGCUAAAGGGCUUUUUGAAUCAUUCGACGGGAAAGACGAAGAGUCGACAUCGGAAGAUGCGAUGUUUGCUUAUGCUCUAAAAAUGUGGGGUAAGACCAUUGGGGAUGCCAGUAUGGAAGCAAGAGGGAACUUGAUGCUAGGGAUUUUGAGACGGAGCCUCCAUAAUUAUUUCCUCAUGGAGGCCGACAACAAGAAUCAACCCCCGGUGUUUGUUCCGAAUAAAGUGACGGGCAUAUUAUUCGAAAACAAGGUGGACCACACUACCUACUUUGGAGCCAACCUAGAAUAUAUUCACGGGAUUCACAUGCUGCCGCUCUUACCAGCCUCGCCAUACGUGCGCAGCCAAAAGUUUGUCAAGGAAGAGUGGGAUGCCCUUUUUGCAACCAAUGCUGCAGCUCCGGCAGAACAUGUACAAGCUGGAUGGAAAGGGGUCUUGUAUGCAAACCUUGCCCUUAUCGACCCAGUUUCAUCCUGGAAUUUCUUCGCGCAACCGAACUUUGACUAUAGUGUGAUCGAUGGGGGAGCAACACGGACUUGGUACCUUGCGCUUGCUGCAGGACUCGGCGGCGCCUAG